AUGGCGACGCCCACUCAACCCGUCGCCGUAGUCUGCGUCGGCAUGGCCGGCUCCGGCAAAACAACCUUCAUGCAGCGCAUCAACAACUACCUGCACCUCCAAAAGACCAAACCAUACGUCCUCAACCUCGACCCAGCAGUGCUCAAAGUGCCCUUCCAACCCAACAUCGACAUCCGCGACUCGAUAAACUACAAGGAAGUCAUGAAGCAGUACAAUCUCGGCCCUAACGGUGGCAUCCUCACAUCGCUGAACUUGUUCGCUACCAAGAUCGAUCAGAUUAUCGCCUUACUCGAGAAGCGCGCCAACCCUCCGCCACCAGAUGCAAGCAGCACGAAACCAGUGGCUACGACGGCUCCACCGCCCAAGCACAUCCUAGUCGACACCCCUGGCCAAAUUGAAGUCUUCGUGUGGUCCGCCUCCGGCUCCAUCCUCCUCGAAUCCCUCGCCUCUUCCUUUCCCACCGUCAUCGCCUACAUUAUCGACACGCCUCGCACGGCAUCGACAUCGACGUUCAUGUCCAACAUGCUGUACGCGUGUUCGAUACUCUACAAGACGAAGUUGCCGAUGAUACUGGUGUUCAACAAGACGGAUGUGAAGGAUGCGGAGUUUGCGAGGGAGUGGAUGACGGACUUUGAGAAGUUUCAGGAUGCGCUACGAGAAGAGGAGUCAAGAGGCGUGUUUGGUGGAGAGGGCUCUGGUGGAGGUGGGAGUGGGUACAUGAGUUCGUUGCUGAACAGCAUGAGUCUUGUGCUGGAAGAGUUCUAUGCGCAUUUGAGUAUGGUUGGGGUGAGCGCGAUGAGUGGAGAUGGAAUCAAGGAGUUCUUCGAGGCGGUGGAGGAGAAGAGACAGGAGUUCGAGAGAGAUUACAAGCCGGAGUUGGAGAGGCGGCGGAAAGAGAGGGAGGAAGAGAGUGCAGAGAAGAAGAAGGAUGAUUUGACGCGGUUCAUGCGGGAUAUGAAAAUGGAGGGACGUGGAAAGGAGACUGCUGUUCGUGGAGAUGCACCAGUAGACGUAAGCAGUGAAGAGGAAGAAGAGGAGAUGGAUCCAGAAGACUACCCCGAUGCCGAGCGAGAGGAUCCAGACAUCACUUUGCGGAAGCGGUACGAAGCGGCAUUGCGAGCGGGCAAGAUCGACGGGGAUGAGGCGGCGGCUCAGAACGCAGCUGUGAGAGGGAUGCGCAUGUCGUGA
Messenger RNA from Cyphellophora attinorum, 1188 nucleotides. Its product is annotated as GPN-loop GTPase 1. NCBI's taxonomy places the organism in Eukaryota, Fungi, Ascomycota, Eurotiomycetes, Chaetothyriales, Cyphellophoraceae. The record is from RefSeq and is a predicted model, not a curated record. Gene Ontology annotation, molecular function: GTPase activity. The transcript has a single exon. Bases 1 to 1188 code for a protein of 395 amino acids.